This is a messenger RNA of Leopardus geoffroyi (Geoffroy's cat), 3736 nucleotides long. RefSeq names its product AE binding protein 2 (gene AEBP2). Gene Ontology annotation, biological process: regulation of transcription by RNA polymerase II. The coding region runs from base 97 to 1587 and encodes 496 amino acids. Gene Ontology annotation, cellular component: ESC/E(Z) complex. Lineage: Eukaryota; Metazoa; Chordata; Mammalia; Carnivora; Felidae. The transcript is spliced from 8 exons. The record is from RefSeq and is a predicted model, not a curated record.
CGGCGGAGUUUUGGGCGUUUGGGAGGGGGCGAGGGAGCUAGAGUCGAGAGAGGGAGGCGGCGGCGGCGGGGAGGAGGAGGAGGAGCAGGCGCCGCCAUGGCCGCCGCUAUCACCGACAUGGCCGACCUGGAGGAGCUCUCUCGCCUGAGCCCUCUGCCCCCCGGCAGCCCUGGCCCGGCGGCGCGGGGCCGGGCUGAGCCCCCCGAGGAGGAGGAGGAAGAAGAGGAGGAGGAAGAGGAGGCCGAGGCCGAGGCGGUGGCUGUGCUGCUGUUGAACGGCGGCGGCGGUGGGGGCGGCGGCGGUGGCGGCGGAGUGGGGGGCGGCGAGGCGGAGACGAUGUCGGAGCCGAGCCCCGAGAGCGCCAGCCAGGCCGGGGAGGACGAGGACGAAGAAGAGGACGAGGAGGAGGAGGACGAGAGCAGCAGCAGCGGCGGGGGCGAGGAGGAGAGUAGCGCCGAGAGCCUGGUGGGCAGCAGCGGCGGGAGCAGCAGCGACGAGACGCGCUCGCUCAGCCCCGGCGCCGCCAGCAGCAGCAGCGGGGAUGGGGACGGCAAGGAGGGCCUGGAGGAACCCAAGGGACCGCGGGGCAGCCAGGGCGGCGGCGGGGGCGGCAGCAGUAGCAGCAGCGUCGUCUCUAGUGGCGGCGAUGAGGGCUACGGGACCGGGGGUGGCGGAAGCAGCGCGACCUCCGGGGGCCGGCGAGGCAGCUUGGAGAUGUCGUCGGAUGGGGAACCCCUGAGCCGCAUGGACUCGGAGGACAGCAUAAGCAGUACUAUAAUGGAUGUAGACAGCACAAUUUCCAGUGGGCGUUCAACUCCAGCAAUGAUGAAUGGACAAGGAAGCACUACUUCUUCAAGCAAAAAUAUUGCCUAUAAUUGUUGUUGGGACCAGUGCCAGGCUUGCUUCAACUCUAGUCCAGAUCUGGCAGAUCACAUCCGUUCCAUACAUGUAGAUGGUCAGCGAGGAGGGGUAUUUGUUUGCUUAUGGAAAGGUUGUAAAGUAUAUAACACUCCAUCAACCAGUCAGAGUUGGUUACAGAGGCAUAUGCUGACACACAGUGGAGACAAACCUUUUAAGUGUGUUGUUGGUGGCUGCAAUGCCAGCUUUGCUUCUCAGGGAGGGCUAGCUCGCCAUGUACCCACACACUUCAGUCAGCAGAACUCCUCAAAAGUUUCUAGCCAGCCAAAGGCCAAAGAAGAAUCUCCUUCUAAAGCUGGAAUGAACAAAAGGAGAAAAUUAAAGAACAAAAGACGACGUUCAUUACCACGACCACAUGAUUUCUUCGAUGCACAAACACUGGAUGCGAUAAGACAUCGAGCCAUAUGCUUUAACCUCUCAGCUCAUAUAGAAAGUUUAGGGAAGGGACACAGUGUUGUUUUUCAUAGUACUGUAAUAGCUAAGAGAAAAGAGGAUUCUGGAAAGAUAAAACUUUUGCUUCAUUGGAUGCCUGAAGACAUUCUGCCUGACGUGUGGGUGAAUGAAAGUGAACGACAUCAAUUAAAAACUAAAGUAGUUCAUUUAUCAAAGCUACCCAAAGAUACUGCCUUGCUUUUGGAUCCAAACAUAUACAGUGUGCUGUGCUUAUGAAGGUAUAGGGGGGGAAGGAGAAGAGACCAACAUUUCUGACUAUGUGCUGAGUCACUUUGCUAGGUGCUUUAUAUACACUUCAUCCUCACAGCAGCCUGUGAAGUAGGUGUUACUAUCUCUGUUUUACAGAUUGGAAAACUGAGGCAAGAGUUUAAAUAGCUUGCCUAAGGUUACACAGAUAGGGUAUGACUGAACUCCACACUGCCUCCAUCCAAAUGACGUAUACUAGGGUGAUUCAGAAAGUGGGGAAAAUGCUUAAAAGGCACUCUUUAUGAGCAGAUUUUUAUGUUUUAAAAAUCAAUUUCAACUUGAUACGUAUUUUGCAUAGGAAUAGGUUGAAUAAGAAUAAGAUAGCAUAUAAUAAUUGAUAAUCCCAAGUGUGAAUUUUAGCUGUCAUAAAGAGACUCUGUCCCUAUGUCAAAUCCUGUAGCAGUUAAACACUCUGAAGGUUCUGUUUAUUCUAUGACUCAACUUUCUGGAAUGUAAUUCAGUAUAAUAGGAUUUCUAUAAUUUAAGAUCUCUUCUGAGGGAAAUUCUCACAUAAUGAAUGGGACUUGCCUUGUGGAAACCCCAAGAUUCUUAAGUUUUCCCUAUUCCCCCCCAAAUUAUUAUUUUUUAAGUUUAUUUAUUUUGAUUGGAGGGGGAGGGCAGAGAGAGGAAGAGAGAAUCCCAAGCAGGCUCUGCAUUGUCACCAUAGAGCCCAACUUGGAGUCGAUCCAACGACUGUGAGAUCAUGACCUGAGCUGAAAUGAAAAGUUUGAUGCUGCCGACUGAGCUACCCAGGCACUCCAACCCCGCAAAUUGUUUUAAAGAUCUUCUAGUGCAGAUGCUAAUAAUAAGUACAAUAAAAACUUGUUUUCUGUGUGAUGGAACUGUGUUCUUGAGAAAUUAACUAUUAACUAUUGAAAAAAAAUGGUGAAAUGACCUCAGAGGAGAGAUUGAGGGAAAUCCACUAUCAAAAAUACGGGCAAGUCAUGAUUUACCUUUUUCUUUUUAAGAAAAAUAAUUGAAUAUUCUUUAUUUACUGGUACUUAAUUUAGGGUUUAUUUCUGCUGACUCUUUGAAGGGAGUAAUUAAAAUUAGCAUUUUAAAAGAGUGAUAUUUGGGGAGAGCCACCCUGCUAUUAGAACUGGUUGUAAACAUCCCUUAGGCAGAGAGUUGACAAAGGGGCAUGAAUCUUAAUUAUAAGAUUCAGACUAACUUUGUGUUUCUGCCCUGCAUUCUACUUCUCCCUCUCUGAGGCGCUCUUCCUUUUUCACAGACAGCUUAUUUUUGCUAUUUUGUGUAUAUAGGAAGCAAUUUAGAUAUUAGUGAAAUUAACUUAAAAAAAAAAAAAAAACAUUUGGUUGCAGAACUAUUGUCCAAAAGAGCAUAGGAAUUGCAUUGUAUGUUGUGAAAAGUGUUAAGUCUGCAAUUCUAAAUUGAUGUCACUCUUGGGUAAUGAAGGUGUUCUUAAGACAUAUUAAAUGCAUCUGUGGAGUUAAUUUUCUUUAACUGUAUUACUGCCCCCUGCCCCGGUCUUAACAUUUAAUUUUGACUCUAAAUUUUCAUGAUUCUGCUAUUCCGGAAUUAGAAUGGAGUCUUUCCUAAAGUGGUACAGAUUAAUAGAACUGGCUACAUUUGCUGUGGUGUAACAUGUGAGCAAGGUCUGGAUUUUGAUUUGGAGAACUUGUGAAAUUAAGUAAAAAGAAUAAAGUGAUUAUUCAGACUUGUUUUAGGAGAAAUAUUUUGUGGCUUAUACAUAUCUCAAAAUGAAAGCAUGACAAACCUAAAAAUAUAUUAACUUCAAAAUGAAACUAAAAAGAACAUAUUUAUUCAAGGUUUAAACAUCAGUUUUAAAGUCCUAGUUGGCUAACAUACAUGUGUUAGGCAUGAUAUUCUUUUUUAGAAUCACAUUAGCCUACAUAAAAAGGAUUUAUUAAAAAGCUAUAUUAUAUAACUGAAAUUUGCAUCCAUUAAUGUAUGAAUGCUUUGGAAAUAAAUUUUAAUGAUCAGUGAUUAUCACACUGCCUAUAUCUUAUUAAUGUUUUUAAUGUCUCUUUUGAAAUACUUAAUGUGUUUUUGAUUCAGUCCAAUAAAAGAAUAUUCCUUUUUCUCUUUUUCUAGAACAAUGCCGCAGAAGAGGUUGAAGAGGUAAAAAAUAAAUAAA